Messenger RNA from Bipolaris victoriae FI3, 300 nucleotides. RefSeq lists its product as hypothetical. The transcript is spliced from 2 exons. The coding region runs from base 1 to 300 and encodes 99 amino acids. The record is from RefSeq and is a predicted model, not a curated record. NCBI's taxonomy places the organism in Eukaryota, Fungi, Ascomycota, Dothideomycetes, Pleosporales, Pleosporaceae.
AUGGCUAGGGAUGUUGGGAUUGAGUCACAGUUAGUAGACAAGUCUGCUGUCCAUCGCAGUCUCAUUCGCAUACGUGGACGAGGUAAAUUUGAGUUAUGCUGUCCAGUCCCUCAAACGCGCCCGCUCCAAUCAAACUCUUUCCCCUUCACUGAUGAACGCACGGCGACCUCAUCUCGAUCGCAGCCGUACCACGUACAUGCAGAUUCAGGAACCAAUUUGUCACGCUUGGUCGAACAGUACCACCUUCGAUAUAAGCCCUCUAAGAAUGUUCCAAGAACGACGUCGUGGACGUUUAAUUGA